Molecule: messenger RNA, 6668 nt
Organism: Opisthorchis viverrini
Lineage: Eukaryota; Metazoa; Platyhelminthes; Trematoda; Opisthorchiida; Opisthorchiidae
Exons: 8
Coding region: 251-5296 (1681 amino acids)
Biological process (GO): regulation of transcription by RNA polymerase II; canonical Wnt signaling pathway
Cellular component (GO): beta-catenin-TCF complex
Molecular function (GO): RNA polymerase II cis-regulatory region sequence-specific DNA binding; DNA-binding transcription factor activity, RNA polymerase II-specific
Source: RefSeq, a predicted model, not a curated record
GUGGAUGCUUCAUUGUCUUCAUUUUGGAGCUAGCACCAUCAUUUUGACAAGCGAAAAAAUUCGUUGGAACAAUUUCCCGGUCAUUAUUGAGCUUAUUAGAGCUGGUCAUCUCUGCAGAAAUAUUAUGACAGUGCUUCUGUGGUAGAAGUUGACAUAUGAAUAUCUUUCAAGGAACCUUUGGCAGCCUAACAACCGCUUCGAGCAAAAGAAUACGAUGCGCAGUCCAUCGCCACAGGCUUGAAAUUGUGUCAUGCUAGGUUCAACUGCGUCAGAGAAUUUGGCUUGUACGGACGAAGUCAAGGUAUAUGAAGAUGAAGGAGAGGAGGAGGAGCAGCAAAAGUCGUCGGAAAAUUUGACGGAAGACAAAGUUAGGCUUGUGAUAGAGAGCGAAACUCAGAUCCCCAGGAUAUUUGACUUCUUCGGGAAGAAUGGAGGAACUUCAUUAUUCAAAGUUCCCUUCCCAACCGAUCCUCGAUUGGCGAGUUACUUCCUCCCAGGAUAUCCUGCGGCAAUUGCCGCAGCCAUGGCAGCUGUUAACGCAGCCUCCGCCGCAUCAACCUCUCCAAGCGGUCUGACACAUUCAUCAUUCUCGAGGUCCAAUAGUGAAACUCCUGGUUUUACCACUUCACAUUCACCGUGGCUCGGAAACACCGCACCCACCAUCAGUCAUCCUUCCUUGUGGCCCACAACUACCAGCAACCUUACCGGUGUCAGUGGCAGUGGAACUGCAACUGGUGGUUGCUCUUCGGCAUCUUCGGGCUACGCCAGCUCCGAAGGAAGCAAUGGCACAGGUGGCUGGUUUCACUCGGCUGUCUCACCCAGUGGAUUUAAUUUUUCCCAGUACUACCCUUACAAUACCGCCCAGGGAACAGGUUCUCAUCCGCCACCAUCACGAUUCCCUACCCACCUUCCAGGACGACCUGGAGACACGAACCCAGAGACCACCACAUUCACCUGCUCUCAAGCACAUUCCAAUUAUACGAGUUCCUUGGGCUUAUCAACGUAUGGUGGAUCUGUCAAGAACUCCAUGAGUCUUAGUUCGCAUCUUUCUCCAUACCUGGCAAAUCCAUUUGGGCUAAUGCCCUUCUACGACCCGUUCGGGUGCAGCGCAGCGGCAGCCGCGGCAGCCGCUGCAGCAGCGGCCGCAGCAGCAGCAGCGGCUUACUCUCAAACUGUCGCAAGCCCUGACCGGUCACAACUUUGCGGAUCUAAACAGCAAACGGAAGAGCCGAUUCCCAAAGUCGUUAAAGAAGAACGUCAAUUAUCCAACGGCACGCACAAAUUCGGCCCCGGCUCCCACCCAUCUGUCAGUACCAGUCCUGAACCUUCUACCCAAACCCUUAUAAGUGACCAUAGUCCGUCGGGCCCAGCAGGCAUUCGGUGGGGCUCGUCAACUGGCCAUACAGCUCAGACGUACGGACGCAGUCCUGAUGCAGAAAUCAGCCUCGAUCCCCACAAACUCUCCAACAUAACUUCAUCUGGUAUCUCCUUUAACAAUAAUCAGUCAUCAAAACCGCCAGUGAACCUCCCCAAUGGACCUGGAUCUUCGCCUCUCCCCUCCGCCUCCCCCGCCAAUUCCUCGCUUCAUACGUCACAGUCAAAUUUCUAUGCAGCUGCCGCGUGCGCUGCUGCCAUGGCAGCAGCAGUUGCUUCCUGGAGUGGCUCCGGGUCACCGAAGACUGUUAAUCCACAUACUCCUGGGUCAAGGCCACGAUCCCCAUCCACUACUUGCCGACUCCCUCCCAGUCCGGCGGCGCUAAGUAGUUGUCGCUCCAGAACCGUUUCUGGUGGUACAACAGCUCGGUCUCCCCUAACAACCGGUGUAGCAGCUUCAUCCUCACCUACAUCUAAUUUGGCCAGUGCGGCGGUAGCCGCGGCAGCUGCCCUCUCUCCGGCAGCUGCAACGCUAUACCAACGACGCGACACCAGCAGAACGUCGACAUCGAGCACCUCAAACGUGGCCAGUCCCUAUUCCCCGAGCAUGUUCGCUGCCGCCGCAGCGGCCCAUAUGCAUCUUCUCUCAGCCGCUGCAGCUGCCGCUUCACUCAACUCCGGUCUACCCACUACUUCUUCGGCAUCAUCUCAAUGUACUACCAUGACAAAUCCCGCACGCCUCCCAACACCGUCAUCCGCUUCUCGCGAAACGGACAUUUCAGAUGCCCGUGGUGCUCCAGGAGACACACGUAUCAAUGGAUCCUCUGUUCGAGGUGAUUCUUUAUGGCAGCAACAGAAACAACACCAACAGGCUGCCGCGAUGGCCGCAGCCGCCGUGGCAAUGAUGCAUCGUCCUAAUUCUGGUUCCCAUGAGGAUUCCCUUAGACGGUCGUCAUCACCCAUCAUGUCAUCUGGCGUAUGGUUCCGACGAGGAGGAAGUUUUGUUGCAAGAGGUCGGGGUCCUCGGAACAAACUUCUCACGAAAGAAUUAGACCAGGAUCGUCUAAUCUCGGCACGAUCGCGCUUAGACGAUGGGACAAUACCGGAGACUGGGAAACGCGGGUCACACAAUGCCUACACGAAAGGGCCGAUGCAUAUAAAGAAGCCACUCAACGCCUUCAUGCUUUUCAUGAAAGAAAUGCGUUCUCGUGUGCAAGAGGAGUGCACUCUAAAAGAAUCAGCAGCCAUAAACCAAGUUCUGGGUAAGAAGUGGCAUGAACUCUCACGAGAGGAACAAACUAAGUACUACGAAAUGGCUCGACGCGAGAAGGAACUACACCAACAGCUGUAUCCGAACUGGUCAGCUAGAGAUAACUAUGCCUAUCAUGCUCGGAGACGCAAACGACGGAGACAUCUACUUCGACGACAUUCGCUGCAUACACGCGUUUCGCGAUAUUCCCGUGUUAGUGCACCUGUACGACCCACACAGGAUCGAUUAUCUGCACCAGAUACGAAACCAUCAAACUCACCUUCAUCCCACUUGCAGCAACAACAACUUAUGGAUUGUGAAAAUGCUUCGAAUCGAUCUUCUCCACGAAGCCUCAUUGAUUUUGCACGAUCUCCUUCGCCUAUAUCCAACCCAUCGGCUAGUGUGAUCAGUUCGCAGCGUUGUAAAAGUCGACAUACGUUUUUAUCACAUUCGCAAAUAGAACCCAUUCCUGGUGUGUAUGCCUCACCGCCAGUCGGUCGGCCAUCAGAUGAUCUAGCUCGGUCACAACCAAGCUGUACGUUCAGGCAGUUAUCCCGCUCGCUCGACCGACAUACCUCAUCUCCUACGGAUAACUCCUAUACUAAUCUACGACAAGACGCUGCAAAAGCAGAACGAAAUAUCUCCCGCGCCGAUUCCUGUUCACCUCCAAGGAUUGUUGGGCAAUUGGACAUUUCGACUAAACGGUUGCACAAUGGCACCUCGGCUGGUGAGUCUUGCAAGGCGAAUGCACUUGAUCUAUGGCGUCCUAUACCGCACGCGCAACAACCUGGUAGAACACCAACUCCUUUUGGAAAUCCAGAUUUUGGUCCACCGACAACGACAAGGCUGCUUCAUAACUCUGACAAAUCGCCAGUAUCCUCAUCUAAUAGUUUUGCGAAGCCGGUUGAUGAGAGUUCGUUUAAUGGAUCUCAAAGACGUCCUCCUCCGGAAUCCGUGUGUGGCGGCUACCCGCGGUCUCCGGAUAUGUUUCCACCACGAAUUGCUGCAGCAGCUGCGGCUGCGAUGGCCGCUUCUAUGAAUUUUACGGCACCUAAUUUUAACAAUCACCAUCCACGUUCACCUCUCUCGCCAAUGGUCCCAAAUAGCUACAGACAUUCCUACUUCCAUCCAUCUUCUCCUAAACCUCCGCAACUGAGUUCAGCUCCGUUUAUGUCAAACACUCGAUCACCGUCCUCCCUUUUUGGGCCAAGACCCAUUGGAUCAGCAGCAAUCAAUGAACUGCUGGCUUCCAAUCGUAUAUCAGACUAUAGCCCCGGUCGGAUUGGUCCUGGCGGUAUCGGUCCAUCAUCGCCAACUACCGUGGCAGCCGUAGCAGCUGCUGCUGCCAUGGCAGCGAGUGAACUGACUGGAGGCAGUCUGAAAAAGUGUCGUGCACGUUUUGGUUUGGAGCAUCAAAAUAUGUGGUGCAAACCAUGUCGGCGGAAGAAGAAAUGCAUUCGGUUCAUCUCGGACUCGGAAGCUGAAGAAUUUCCUAUUGGUCCAACACAUCUUGGAUCUUCUCAGCUCAUUCUGGAUCACCCAGGAAUGAGGAUGGCUCAGAUGACUCAUCAAAGUUUGCCUAAUUUCAUUGAUCCGUUCUCUUCAACGGGAGGAAUUCGUUCCUCAGGUUUGGGUGCCUAUUCUUCACGUUUUCCUCCUGGACUACCCAGCCCAUUUUAUCCUGCUUCUUACCAAAAUCCGAACACGAGAGCAAGCAUAGCGAUGCGCUCCAAACCUGCAUUUUCCGUUCCGACUGAAUUCACUCUACCGAUGAAUAAUCCAAAUAAUCCAAUAUGUCGACCUCCCGCUGCUUUAUCAUACUCCAAAAUUCCCUCACGCACAUCACACGGUUUUCACCAGCAUGCUGCUGAACCUGAGUCUCUCAGUUUACGUUCACUGCAACGAGAUGCACAUAAUGAAAUUCCUCGCCCUUGGCGUUCCAGCAAAGAUCCACACGCCUUCAACUGGCCCUGUGCGCCGUCGAGUGUGUGCGCAGCAAGAAAUGCUCAUCAUCCAGAUAAUUCAACCGAACCAUCGUACUCCACUCCGGCACCACUACGAACCAACCGAGAUCACGUGAAUCCUUUUUGUCGAGAUAUAAGUCGACGCGUUUUUCGUCCAGACGAGUCAGACAUGGCAACGGAUCUAUCGCCGGCCAGUGCAGCAGUUAAACUGACCAAACCUUCGGUUCACGAACUGUUAGACAACAGUAUUUCUUGCGACACAAUUAAUUCGUAUGCUACUGUUCCAUCUCGUCACGAACAAGAUGCUGCCGUUUCACACCCCAGUAACUUCCAACCUCCCGAGUGCAAAAGAUCACGUGGUCCAGACGAUCAUACCGAUCCUCUGCUAACAUCUGUUUCCUCAAGUCCAUUUGUCAGCUUACCCACAGCUGAAAACCAUGUGACUACAGAUCCUAAUGGAUCGGAAAGAUGCCUUUCUCCAACCACUGCUCUGAAUCUGAAAUUACUCGAAAAUUCCCAUCCAUCUGGAAUACCCGACACGUCAGUAAACCAUAUUGACAAGCAUCUGAACGAAAGUGAAGGUAGCGGGGCAGGCAGUCUCUCAGAUACGCCUACGACACCGACAAGCGAGCCUAACCUAUUGGAUCAGAAUAACUCGACAAACAAAGAAUAUUUUGUCAAAGAAAUCCCCCCUAGCACAUCAACGUGAUUGAAGUGCGAGAGUAUCUUAAGUUCAUGCAUAUUCAUGUUUCAUAAUCUCCCCGCACCCCGGGUUUACUAGGUUCCUGCGAUUCGAUCUUGUAGUUAUUGCUCGACAGUCACGGUAACUUACUCUUUGCCCUUUUUUUGAAGUAAUCCCACCAUGCAUUCUGUUUCGACUCCAAUUUGUAAGUGUAAUGUUCCGGAUACUUACGAAGCUUACUUGGAUAAAACUUCCCAACAUGUGCAUUCCCUCUCCUCAAUCCACAGAUUUCCGACGAUUGUUUCCGUCAUCAUUGGGAGUUGGUGAGACUUAUGUACAAAAACGCAAACCUAGGUAAUCACCAGAAUAAAUUUUUUGUAUCAUACAGUGUACAGUUACUGUGGCGCUGGCCGUGCUCUUCUCCAUCUCUUCUUCCCUUUUUCAUUCUGUGUUCUUUCAGUUGCUUGUCUUUUCCCGUGUUUCCUUGCUAUCCGGCCUAGUGAAACUCACCUUUUCAAUCGCUCUCCUUCCCCUAAUCUUCCCUAUCCUCACAAAUGCGCAGCCAGCAGCAUCUUGAACUGAGGGCCGUCUUUUACUUGAUAACUAGGGAUCAGAUGGAGCAAGCAAUGUGCUUUUCCGCUUCGGGCAUUGUUUCCAGUUAUCAAUCUUUCCAAACCACCGUUUCAGGUCGGAUAUUAUUCGAACCCGUCGAUUAGUGUGACUGACUACUUUGACACUGUUUGUGGAGACCUGGCUGACAUCGUCAACAUUACCGGUUCGUCUACAUCUGCAGCUGUAAACUCGAAUUAUUGUGCACAUAGAGACCGUAAAAUACUUGAUAGUCACUGAGUUGCUACCCACCUGACUAGUAUACUCUGUCUUCUUGUCGUAUCCACUCUGCGUUGCUGAUGAGUUGAUCGGUCAUGUAUUGACCACUGCCGUGUGAUAUCGCUUUCCUUCUUUGGGCGCCUCUGCUUAUGUGACGGUUGUACUUACUACUUGGAUGUUGUACUUUUCAUCUGCACACACAAACACAUGUUUCAGUCAGCAUUUUGACCCAAACCGGUUGACCCGCCUCUGUUUCACCUGGGUGGAACGAAAACCUGGUAAUUUCUGUCUGGUGGCACGUAUACAGGGACUGAACCCGAGACUAUGCCUAUGACAGGCUUAAAAUUAACACCUCCCUCCCGAGUUCUCUGUCACACACACUCCCUCUGUUGCCCAACUUCGAUCCACUAUCGGACAAACAGGGUUUCCCAGGAUGCAACUUCACUGAGUCCUCUACCCCGUUUCUCUCCUGCCUUGCUACUUGUUUUCCCCGACUCCACUCUGACUGUACAAUAAUAGUAUUCAUAAUGAAUUGAUAUUGAUAAUAUUGAUAAUAAUAUCAGUAAUAAAU